Molecule: messenger RNA, 879 nt
Organism: Salvia splendens (bonfire salvia)
Lineage: Eukaryota; Viridiplantae; Streptophyta; Magnoliopsida; Lamiales; Lamiaceae
Exons: 2
Coding region: 11-766 (251 amino acids)
Source: RefSeq, a predicted model, not a curated record
CGUUUGGCGUAUGGGAUAUCAAUCCAGUAAAACCUUAAUUUGCUGCUUUCAAAUAUUUCAUUCCAUUUCAUUCAUGGAGAUCGCUAAAGUAGUGAAAAUUCCACUUUCUUCAGUCCUUGUUCGGGGAAAACAAAUCCAGCACUCGAAGACGCCAUUAAUUCACGCUAGAAAUCUCAAUUUCAAAUCCAAAUCAAACGCACAACACAAUUCUGAGAUCUCCGGCGCCAAAUUCGACCAGCGAGGGACCUAUGAUCUCGAAAUUGAGGUGCCCACCAUGGCCGAGAUCGUGGAAUCAUCCAGAUUGCAGAAGCUCGAUCUUCAGCUUCAAAGAUUUGGGCCUUUUUUCAGGAUUACAGCGAAAAGCUUGGAAUCGGGGAGGGAAUUGGGGAGGGCGGAGGGCGUGAUUAGGUUUUGGUUUGGGGGCAAAAUUCUGCAUGUGGAUUCGAUGAAGCUUGAGAGGGAGACGAUUGGGAUGAACAAAUCGAUAUUUGGGAUCGGUUUGUUUCUUGGCGCUAUGGCGAUUAGGUUUGGCUAUGACUGUGGAUGUGCUAAAGCUGAGCUGCUUGCUAUCAAUGACACUCAUCUUUAUCAUUCCAAGCUUGUGAGAUUUUACACGAGAUUAGGGUUCAAACAAGUGUACGAGGUAGGAGGAGGAAGCCUAAGAGAUUUGAGUGACAUGUUAGUUUGGGGUGGUGUUGGAACUCGCAUGGAUGCCAAUCUUGAAGACCUAAUGAUCAAAUGGUGUUCAAGAUUCAAACCAAAGUAAUCAUUUUUCUAGGCUACAAAUUGUAUUAUAAAGAAUGAAACUCUCAGUUACAAACAAAUCACAUCUUAACUGAAAACUUGUUUUUUCAUCAUAACAAAACAUUAUCAGUAAAA